CUGAUACGUCCCUUGCUUAGAUGGAGGUGGCAGAAAAGAAUAUUUGACUUGGCACAUUCUCGACCUUAUUGGCCCCUUUCCUUUGUGGUUUCUAUUUUGUAGAUGGCAAAAGAAGAGCCACAGGAAAAUCAAUUGCUGAAGAUGGAGUUGGAUCCGCAGGGUGAAGACACCGUUAUAAAAUUUGAAAAUACAAAUAUUCAAGCCUCCGAAUUAGUUGACUCCUCAAUUCUUGGAAAAUACAGUACAUGGAAGAAACAAAACGACAACAAGAACGAAGAUUCAAUCAUCCGUCUAAUGCGAGACCAAAUUAUUAUGGCAAGAAUAUAUUUGAGUAUUUCAAAAAAGAAAAAGAAAGUUGAUUUGAGUGAAGAGCUCCAAAUUUGUAUUAAAAGGAGUCGUCGUGUACUAGGAGAGGCAAAUAUCGAUGCUGAGUUGCAUUACAGUGCGCCCCAAAAAAUAAAGGCUAUGGCCGGUGUUCUUUCAAAGGCGAGAGAUCAACUGUUUGAUUGCAAGUUGGUGGUCAAGAAGCUGAGAGCUAUGCUGCUAACCGAAGAAGAAAAGGUUAGAAGGUUGAAAAGGAAAAAUACAUUUCUGACUCAAUUGGGAGUUAAGGGUAUUCCAGGUGGUAUUCGCUGUCUGUCCUUGCGCCUUACCGUCGAUUACUACCUUCUUCCUCCGGAGAAGAGAAAUUUCCCUAGAAGUGAAAAUUUGCAGAAUCCAAAACUUCACCAUUAUGCCCUCUUCACAGACAACGUGGUGGCUGCUGCAGUAGUCGUGAACUCAACCGUAAUGAAUGCUAAGGAUUCUUCGAAACAUGUAUUCCACCUCGUAACUGAUAAUCUCAAUUUCGGAGCAUUGAAAAUGUGGUUUCUCUUAAAUCCUCCUGAAGAAGCUACGAUUCACGUUGAAAAUUUAGAUGAACUCAUGUGGUUGAACUCGUCCUAUUGCCCAGUACUCCGCCAGCUUAAUUCUGCAGCAUUGAGAGAAUAUUAUUUCAAGGCAGAACAAUCCACCACUCCUUCAUCUAGUGCUUCCAGUUUGAAGUACAGAAACCCAAAAUAUCUUUCAAUGCUAAAUCAUCUAAGGUUCUAUCUACCGCAAAUUUAUCCCGAGCUAGACAAAAUUCUAUUUCUGGAUGAUGACGUUGUUGUCCAGAAAGAUUUAUCUGGAUUGUGGCUCGUAGAUCUUGAAGGAAAAGUCAAUGGUGCCGUCGAAACUUGUGUUGAGAAUUUUCAUCGUUUUGACAAGUACCUUAACUUCUCAAACUAUUAUAUCGCAAGGGAUUUCGAUCCAAAUGAGUGCGGUUGGGCAUUUGGAAUGAAUAUAUUUGAUCUCAAGGAGUGGAAAAAGAGAAAUCUCACUGCCGUAUAUCAUACAUGGCAGAACUUGAAUGAAGAUAGGUCGCUUUGGAAGCUCGGAACAUUACCUCCAGGUUUGAUGACAUUUUAUGGGCUGACAUAUUCCCUCGAUAAGUCUUGGCAUGUGCUUGGAUUGGGUUACAAUCCAAGUAUCAGCCCAUUGGAGAUAGAAAAUGCAGCUGUUAUUCACUAUAAUGGCAACAUGAAACCUUGGAUGGAGAUGGCGAUGACGAAGUAUCGCCCCUACUGGAGAAAGUACAUCGACUUCAACCAUCCUUAUCUUCGCCAGUGUCACUUCAUUAAAUGAAACUUACUGCGGAUAAUCGGAACUACAGGUCACUCUAACUCUCACAUCUCCUCCCCCACGUUGAAUUUGCUUUUCUUGGUUUACUGCAUGACAUGGGGCUGGGGAUAUCUCACAUCACAGUCAAAUACCUUUGUACUUCAUUCAACUGGUUCUCACGAGCCUUUCAUGCAUCAUGACGAGGUAGAAACUAUAUCAUAUGUUCGAAUGUGAGAAAAUUCUUAUCCCGACAUAGUUUAGAGUUGAAAACAGAAUGAGUCGUAGAUUGGGAAGUAAAUGCCACAUCUACUGUAUUCUUCCUAUUAACCCUGCUUUAUCCGAGAUUCCGAUGAAUAAGAAAACAUGUACGUUUAUAGGCGAAAGAAA
This is a messenger RNA of Cucumis melo (muskmelon), 2028 nucleotides long. RefSeq names its product polygalacturonate 4-alpha-galacturonosyltransferase-like. The record is from RefSeq and is a predicted model, not a curated record. Gene Ontology annotation, molecular function: polygalacturonate 4-alpha-galacturonosyltransferase activity. The coding region runs from base 103 to 1665 and encodes 520 amino acids. Lineage: Eukaryota; Viridiplantae; Streptophyta; Magnoliopsida; Cucurbitales; Cucurbitaceae. The transcript has 4 exons.